Plodia interpunctella (Indianmeal moth) is the source of this 2381-nucleotide messenger RNA. RefSeq names its product apoptosis-inducing factor 1, mitochondrial-like (gene aif). Gene Ontology annotation, cellular component: mitochondrion; cytoplasm. The record is from RefSeq and is a predicted model, not a curated record. Gene Ontology annotation, biological process: apoptotic process; mitochondrial respiratory chain complex assembly. Lineage: Eukaryota; Metazoa; Arthropoda; Insecta; Lepidoptera; Pyralidae. Gene Ontology annotation, molecular function: FAD binding; NAD(P)H oxidase H2O2-forming activity. The coding region runs from base 155 to 2257 and encodes 700 amino acids. The transcript has 16 exons.
AAACUCAAAUUCUAUAUUCCAAACGAUGUCAACUUUUGUUUCGUCUACGGAAAUGAAAAUCACAUCAACAUUACCAAAAACUAUGUAACAAACAAUAAUCAAUACAAAAUAUAAAUUCUUUGUGUUAAAUAUUUGCCCGAUCCUGUUUAAAAAAAUGUACGCAUCGCCACUUAGAUGCUGCAGUGCCAUUAAAAAUAAUACUGGUGUGCUUGCCCUCAACAACAGUAACUUGAGUUUGGGAAAAAUUGUAAAUAACAUCGGUCGAAGGGCUUAUGCCAAAGGCAAAGAAUCUAACACGGAUUGCUGCAAGGAAAUUGACCAGAUCAAGGGGAAGAAACUGACAGAAUGGCCCAAGCCUGAUAAGAUUGAUCCUGAGCCGACGCCAUGGCGCCCAGAAUGUCCCAGCUACCCACAACCGACCAACUACGAUCCUUAUAAAAUAAAGGUGCCAGAUAUACAGGUUCCCCCUCAGCCGCCGAGUAAUGCCAAGCCCAUGCUCGAUUGCACAAAAACAAAAGGACCCUGUUCUGUAUUACCGCCGCCUGACCCACCCCCUUGUCCCCUACCACCCCCCAAGCCCUUUCCUUGGAUCUAUGUAUGGGCAAUGGGAUCAUUCUUCACUAUCAUGGGACUGCUGUACAGACUGUACCGCUGGAAAGAAGAAUACGACAAGAAAAGCGAUUCCAAACCAAUCUGGCGGCCUCGUAGGGUCAUUAAGCGACCGUACCAUGACAAGGACUUGCCAGCGUGUGUCCAGUACCUCAUCAUCGGCACCGGUGCAGCGGGAUGGGCCGCAUACAGGGCUAUACAGGAACAUGACAAGACUGCUAAGGUGUUCUUCAUAACGAAAGAAGAUAUAUUGCCGUACUCCAGGCCGCCGAUGUCCAAAAACAUGUGGUGGAACGCGGAUCCACCUGACCUGAAGACCCUAAAUUAUGUUGAGAAUUUCAAGAGGAAAACCAUGUACUAUUCAGAGUGUAGGAACUUCAUGGACCCUGUAAAAUUUUACCGCAAGAAGACCGGACCAGCGGUGUCGAUCGCGUCCGGUUGGACCGUGUCGCGGGUGGACGCGGACGACCACGUUGUCUAUGUCCGGACCAUGUGCGGCGAACAGCCGAUAUACUAUGAGAGGGCUUUGCUUGCUACAGGUUCAAAGCCCAAGAAUUUGGAGAUGUUCUGUUCGGCGCCCAAAGAAGUUCGAGAUAAGGUGCAGUUGUUCCGAACCAUCAGAGAUCUGGAGUUGGCUUACCGCCGCGUCAAGGAGGCCAAGCAUGUAACCAUCGUAGGCGGAGGGGUUUUGGGCUGCGAACUGGCUUGGCAUCUAGGAAGGAUGAAUACAGUCGUAGAGCGUCCUCCAGAAACGCCACCCAUAGAGUUCGUACAUAUGUACAAGGGCAAAGGAGUGUUGUCCAACUUUAUACCGGAGUACCUGGGCGAGUGGGCCGCUGAGAAGAUUAAAUGUGAGGGGGUCACCACGAUGCCACAGACUCAAAUAUAUGACGCAUUCAUAACGCCUGACAAACGUCUGGAACUUACUCUUUCCAACGGAACCUCCUUAGUUACUGAUUACGUGCUGCUGGCGAUAGGUGCUGAACCCAGGGUGGAAAUGGCGGGAAGGUCGUUCUUGGAGACAGACGCGAUCAACGGGGGCUUUAUUGUCAACACUGAAAUGGAAGCCAGGACACAUCUCUAUGUUGCUGGAGACGUGGCAAGCCUGUACUCCCAAUGGAAGGACACACGCAUACGCAUGGAACAUUACGACAACGCGGAGGAGCAGGGUUACAUUGCCGGCGCCAACAUGACUGGUUACUGGACCCCGGCCAACAUGGAGCCUCAUUACUUUCUCGAACUGGGCGAGGCGUUAAACGUGGAGGUGGUAGGCGAAGUGGGCGCGUGCAUGCCCACCGUAGCGCUGUUCAAGCCGUGUGAAGAAGACGACGAAGCGCCCCCGCCCAACGCCGGCGACGGCGACAGACAGUGCUACAAACAGAGUAAGACGUACGAGCGCCGGUACAAGCGCGGUCUACUGUUCUACUUGCGAGACGAGACUGUAGUCGGCUUCACCUUCUGGAACAUGACCCAUCCAAUCGAUGACAGAAAGAUGGUCGCCACUGAGCUCCUUCGCGCGAAGCCGUCGUACAAGGACAUAAACUUGCUCGCCGAGCUGCUCGGCUUCCACGACGCCAAGUGCGAGUACCCGACCGAAGCAGAACUUAUUGAGAUUGGGCCCUGCAUUAAGAAUUGGCGAGUAUUUUGAAAAUCAGAUGCUGUGACCUGAAUCACAAAUCGCGUUUGAAAUCACGUUGAAGUCUUUGUAAAUCCUCAAGUUUUAGACGUGUGGAGGUUGAAGUUGUGUUUUAAUAAAAAAAUUGAAAGGUUUU